Messenger RNA from Helianthus annuus (common sunflower), 558 nucleotides. RefSeq lists its product as uncharacterized. The coding region runs from base 1 to 558 and encodes 185 amino acids. The transcript has a single exon. NCBI's taxonomy places the organism in Eukaryota, Viridiplantae, Streptophyta, Magnoliopsida, Asterales, Asteraceae. The record is from RefSeq and is a predicted model, not a curated record.
AUGGAGCGGUUGCCGACCAAAUGUGCACUGGCAGCGCGAAACAUCCCGGUGCAGAGCCAACUGUGUGUGUUUUGUGGAGACUAUGGGGAGAUGAGUGAUCAUUUAUUUGUUUCGUGUCAGUUUGCACAAGUAAUAUGGUUAAAUAUUGCAGGGUGGUGUUUGGUUCCGCCGGUUAUUGCGUUCGGCAUAAGGGAUAUACUUGCGUUGCACGAAAUUCAUCCGGGUUCGAGUAAGAGGAAAAAAGCAUUGUAUGCCGUUAUUUUGGUCACCUUCUGGUGUAUUUGGAAGACGAGAAAUGAAGUGGUUUUUGGACAAGUUAUUCGUAUACGACCAGUUCGUUAUCAAUUCGCGAAUUUAGGGUUUGAUUCGUCAUUCCAAUUCAUGUUUCAGAGCUUCAACUGGUGCUGCAAUGUCGUUCCAAUUUGUGUUUUAGAGCUUCAACCGGUGUUGCAAGCCUACAAUGUCGUUCCAAUUUGUGUUUCAGAACUGGUGCUGCAAUAUUGGCCUGAAACGAUGAAGAAGAAGAAUAGUGGCUGUCGUGUUUCAACUUUAGGUUAA